Molecule: messenger RNA, 682 nt
Organism: Drosophila miranda
Lineage: Eukaryota; Metazoa; Arthropoda; Insecta; Diptera; Drosophilidae
Product: eukaryotic translation initiation factor 3 subunit F-2-like
Exons: 2
Coding region: 119-589 (156 amino acids)
Biological process (GO): translational initiation
Cellular component (GO): eukaryotic translation initiation factor 3 complex, eIF3m
Molecular function (GO): metallopeptidase activity; translation initiation factor activity; translation initiation factor binding
Source: RefSeq, a predicted model, not a curated record
GUGCUCAAGCGCAGCCAAGUUCACACAAAUUUGACUUUUCCAGAAAUUUCGCUCACAGCCCAUGCUAGCCAUUUUCUUCAUUUGUAACAUCGAAAAUACAGUGUAAUCCUCCUCUAUUAUGUCGCUUUCGAACUUUAAUCUGCAGGCCAAGGUCCUGCUGCACCCUCUGGUGCUGUUCCAGAUUAUCGAUGCCUACGAGCGUCGCGCCAAAGACGUCCCAGAGGUGCUGGGAACUUUGUUGGGCCCCGUCGCGGGCAAAACAGGCCGCAUAGAGAUCACCAAUUGCUUCAGCGUGGUGCACCGCAUGCACGGGGACAACAACUGCCACAUCGACCUAGAUCUGAAGUACGACAACGAUAUGCUGGAGCUGGCGCAGAUCGCCUAUCCGCAGGAGAAGGUUGUGGGCUGGUUCAGCACCGGCAAAGCCGUCUCGGCCGCAGCAGUGGAGCUGCACGAAUACUACGCGCGUCAGUGCCACAGCGGGCAGCCGCUGCAUCUGCUGAUGGACACCUCGCUGCGGGGCCAGCGCAUGAACACGCGCAUCUUCUGUCCCGUAGCGACGGGCGUGCCCGGGGCACCAAGGGCCUGAUGUUCUCGCUGCUGCCGAUGGAUAUCUACUUCGGAUCGCCGGAUAUUGUGGCCAUGCGCCACAUGGGGAGGCAGUGCGCACAGCCGCCCAAGG